GUUCGUGUGGCUCGGCGCGCUAUGCUGCCCGCGUGCCAAGGAUGACGCGCGGAACAUCGCCGACACCUACCUCGCACACGAUCCCGCGGCACGCGACCCUGAGACUCCGAUCAUAGUGCUGAACCAAGGCCGAGAACCGCCAAACUUCACGGGCUUUUUCCCACACUGGAAACAUACUAUGUGGAAGAAUCACAAGAGUUUCGGUGCGAUAAUGAACGCGCUGGAGGGCAAGGCGAUAGUGCAGGGCGGCAACAGCGCGGUGCGGAGCGGCAACAGCGCCAACCAGUUCGACUUGCACGAGAAGUAUCCGCCCACGUUGCUGCGCGGGCCCAAGGAGCACCUGCCACCGGACGUCAACCCGCUCACUAAAGAACUGUAUUUGACGCACGACGAUUUCGUGUCUACAUUCAAUAUGGCGUACAGCGAGUUCCGCGCGCUGCCCGGCUGGAAGCAGAGGGAGAUGAAGAAAGCUGUCGGUCUCUUCUAACAUCAUAGCGAGAGUUUUUUUAAUCUACGAUGUUUAUUGAAAUGUACUUCGUGACGUCAUCUAAUUUCUUACAAAUUCUUACCGUAACUGUAUGCUUUUUUCGGUGCUAUCAAAUAUUUAAACGUAAUCUUUUAUAUACCAAAUGUGGUAACC
Molecule: messenger RNA, 640 nt
Organism: Papilio polytes (common Mormon)
Lineage: Eukaryota; Metazoa; Arthropoda; Insecta; Lepidoptera; Papilionidae
Product: villin-like protein quail
Exons: 4
Coding region: 179-487 (102 amino acids)
Biological process (GO): cytoskeleton organization
Molecular function (GO): actin binding
Source: RefSeq, a predicted model, not a curated record